ACCUCUCUAUCAUCAUCUCAUCUCAUCUCUAGGGUUUAAGCUCGGUCAUUUCAGUGUUUCACCUAAAACCUCACCGCCAUGGCACUCUAUGCCAUACUCCUCCGCUCUCUCCGCCGUUCCUCCGCCACCGCCGCGGUCUUCAGAACUCAAAUCACAACAUCCGUUCACAAUCCUCAAAACCCUAAUUUCCUUCUACCUCAGCGAUCAUUUGCUUUUUCAUCUGCAGAAGAAGCCGCCGCUGAACGGAGGCGUCGGAAGCGGCGGCUUCGUAUUGAACCACCAAUCAACGCCCUCCGCCGUGAUCCACUCCCCAGGGGACCGCCUUCUCCCGAUGAUCCUCGAUCCCGUCUUCCUGAUACCACCUCAGCAUUGGUGGGCCCUCGGCUUAACCUUCACAAUCGCGUUCAAUCUCUUAUCCGUGCUGGUGAUUUGGACUCUGCAGCUGCCGUUGCUCGUCACGCCGUUUUCUCAAACACACGGCCGACUGUAUUCACAUGUAAUGCUAUCAUCGGUGCUAUGUAUCGGUCCGGACGGUAUAAUGAUGCUAAGGCACUGUUUCAGUACUUUUUCAAUCAGUAUAAUAUUAUUCCGAACGUUGUUUCAUACAAUCAUGUAAUUGUGUCACAUUGUGAAGCUGGUGAGGUUGAUGAAGGCUUGAAAGUAUACAGUCAUAUUAUUGAAAAUGCGCCUUUUAGUCCGUCUGCUGUGACAUAUCGCCAUCUUACCAAGGGAUUAAUUGAUUCUGACCGUAUAGCUGAAGCUGUGGAUUUGCUUAGGGAAAUGCUUAAUAAAGGACAUGGUGCGGAUUCUUUAGUUUAUAAUAAUUUGAUAUUGGGAUUCUUGAAUUUGGGUAAUUUAGAGAAAGCGAAUGAACUGUUUGAUGAGUUGAAAGAAAGGUGCACUGUUUAUGAUGGGGUGGUGAAUGCUACUUUUAUGGAUUGGUUUUUCAAGCAGGGGAAGGUAAAAGAGGCUAUGGAAUCAUAUCGAUCACUUCUUGAUAAGAAGUAUAGGAUGGUUCCUGCAACUUGUAAUGUGUUGUUGGAGGUGUUGUUGAGGCAUGGGAGGGAAACUGAGGCGUGGGCAUUGUUUGAUGCAAUGUUGGAUGAUCACACGCCACCAACAUUCCAGGCUGUGAAUUCUGACACUUUUAAUUUAAUAGUGAAUGAGUGUUUUAGGCUAGGGAAGGUUUCAGAGGCAUUGGAGACCUUCAAGAAGGUGGGGAAGGGCCUCAAGACCAGACCUUUUGCAAUGGACGUUGCAGGUUACAAUAAUAUGAUAACCAAACUUUCUGAGCUUGAAAUGAUGGAGGAAGCAGAAAAAUAUUAUAUGGAAUUGUGUAACAAGUCAUUGAGCCCAGAUGUCACAACUUAUAGGACAAUGAUUGAGGCAUAUGUGAAGAUGGAUAAUGUCGAAGGCACACUGGAGAAGUACACAAAGAUGGUGGAGGCAGGGCUGAGAGUCAUUCCAGUCUAUGCUGAAAAGUGGUUUAAUUUCUUGAUUGAGAAAGGCAAGGUUGCAGAGUGCGUGCCUAUUCUCACCAAGAUGGGUGAGAGAGAACCAAAACCUGAUGUGACAACAUAUGAUAUUGUGAUUAGGGCACUCUGUGGGGAAGGUAAUUAUGAUGCAAGUUCCAAUUUAGUUAUUCAGACCAUAAACUAUGGUGUUGGUCUCACCAGUUCCCUCAGAGAGUUCCUGUUAGAAAGUUUUGGUAACCAAGGUCGUCGUGAGGAGAUUGAAAGAGUUUUUGCUACUAAACCUACUUACAUUCCACCUUCUACACCACCUCGAGGACAAGUUCCAUGGCUUUCACAAUUGCCUAGACAAUUACCAGGAACUUCUCGUGCUGCAGGACAACAGACACCACCCGCUUCUUUAUCAUCACAAGUGCAAGGUCGGCCUUCAGCUCUUAAUUCAACGUGGCAACAAAAUUCACCUCCCUCAUUCGUUGGAGGACAGCAACAAGCUUCAUCACCUUCUUUCAUUGGAGGACAAGGAUCAUCACAAAUGCAAGGCCAGCAGUCAGCACCUAACCCAAGGUGGCAACAAGCUUCACCACCAUCUUUUGUUGCUGGACAAGGAUCACAUCAACUGCAAGGCCAGCAGGCAGAUCCUAAUCUAAGGUGGCAACAAGCUUCACCACCCACUUUUGUUGCUGGACAAGGAUCGCAUCAAAUGCAAGGCCAGCAGUCAGCACCUAAUCCAAGGUGGCAACAAGCUUCACCGCCGUCUUAUACUGCUGGACAAGGAUCACAGCAAAUGCAAGGCCAGCAGUCAGAACCUAAUCCAAGGUGGCAACAAGCUUCACCACCCUCUUUUGUUGCUGGACAAGGAUCACAUCAAAUGCAAGGCCAGCAGUCAGAACCUAAUCCAAGGUGGCAACAAGCUUCACCACCCUCUUUUGUUGCUGGACAAGGAUCACAUCAAAUGCAAGGCCAGCAGUCAGAACCUAAUCCAAGGUGGCAACAAGCUUCACCACCCUCUUUUGUUGCUGGACAAGGAUCACAUCAAAUGCAAGGCCAGCAGUCGGCACCUAAUCCAAGGUGGCAACAAGCUUCACCACCCUCUUUUAUUGCCGGACAAGUACCACAGCAAAUGCAAGGUCAGCCAUCAACAUUUGCAAGAAAUUCGCAUCAGGCAUCACCUUCUUUUAUUCAACAAGGAGCUUCACCACCGUCUUUCAUGGCUGGACAAGGAUCACAGCAGAUGCAAGGUCAGCCAUCAGCUUUUGCAAGAAACGUGCAACAAGCAUCACAACCUUCUUUCGUGCCCCAAGAUGCUUCAUCGCACUCUUUCAUGGCUGGACGAUCACAGCAAAUGCAAGGUCAGCCAUCAGGUUUCACACACGUUUCACAAUGGUCAUCACCACCCACUUAUAUGGCAGGACAAGGAGGACAGCAUCAAAAUCAAGGUCCGCCAUCAGGUUUCACACAAACUCCUUAUAAGGAGGCAUCACCUUAUUCCAUGGAUGGACAAAGAGCCCAUUCAAUGCAAGGUCUGACAUCAGGACCUGUUCAUACUCCACUAAAUGAAAUCUCACACACAUCCCAAUCAGUUAGAGGUCCAGCAUCAGCUUUUGCACACGUACCUGGGCAAUAUGUAAGACAUCAAGCAACAGAAAAGGCCUCAUCCCAAGGGGACAAUAUUGAGCAAUACCAAUACCCCGAAGUGGCACGCCAAGGGAGAAUGUAAAUUGGGAAGCAUAGUUUCUCUGAGGGGCCUGCUUUUGAUACAGUUAUCUAAAUAGGACUGCAGGAAUAGAAACAUCUUGAUGUCAGACUAUGGUCAUGGAUUAAUAUGCACUGAUAGAAAUCAUUGACAAAUUUUGUAGAGACAAUUGAUGGUUUUAGGCGAUACUUGUGAUUUGAGUUGCUCAUAAGUGAUCGAAUAGUUGAGCUUGGUGAAACAAAUUAAAUUGUACUAUUGGUGAGAAAAUAUAUUUAUUUACUCUACAUCUUGUACACUUGAAUUUUUCCCUUCAUAUCAAUAAAUUGUACUUGCCUCGUCAAAAAAAUAUCUUCUU
Molecule: messenger RNA, 3520 nt
Organism: Solanum tuberosum (potato)
Lineage: Eukaryota; Viridiplantae; Streptophyta; Magnoliopsida; Solanales; Solanaceae
Product: pentatricopeptide repeat-containing protein At1g10270
Exons: 2
Coding region: 79-3189 (1036 amino acids)
Molecular function (GO): protein binding
Source: RefSeq, a predicted model, not a curated record